AUGUCCAGGCCGCUGUACCACACGUACUACUCCCUGCAAAAAUCAUGGGAAUUGAGGCCCCGCUUGCACCUGGAUUGCCACCAACGCUUGACGCGAGCGAGAGACAUGUGUGCCAUGGCUCUGACCAGACCUUCUUCCUUCAUUUUUCAACGUCUACUCACCUUCGAUAAGAGGGUGUUUUCGAUCUUGAUCGCACUCGCGACCAGCCGCAGUGAUCUUCGGUGUUGGAAUGACGGUGAUACAGUCAGGAGAGAUCUUGGAGAGGAUGAAUCAGAGAAAACACUGCUCCUCGUCCUGUUCGCCGCCCACCUCUUCUGUAUCAACGACACCAGACUUCAGGGAACAUUGGACAAAAGUGCUCUUUAUGGCCUUCUGCAAUCCCCAGAAUCUCCGGCAGGACAUCGUCCGUCUUUCAACGAAUCUUUUCCGCUAAUGGCCGCACUCGACGACCAGCUCGGCGUGCCAUCGUCAAACUUGGUCACACUGCACAUUGCAUUCAACAAUAUCAAUAUGACUUCAAGUCGAUUUCUCGAACAUCUGGGACUCGGGGCGUCACCGUCCUAG
Cyclocybe aegerita is the source of this 564-nucleotide messenger RNA. The record is from the annotation of a GenBank genome assembly. NCBI's taxonomy places the organism in Eukaryota, Fungi, Basidiomycota, Agaricomycetes, Agaricales, Hemipholiotaceae.